UGCAAGAGUGGAGCUACCAAAGUGAGGCCACACAAAAAAGAAAAAGUGAGAUAAGAAAAUUUUCUCUCUUUGCAAAGACUAGAAGGGCGAUUCAGGUACAUAUUUCUCAAUUUGAAUUUGGCAAAAAUUUGAGUUUUUCUUCUUAAAAAAAAAAAAAAAACCCUCCUGUUCUCUUGUUUUGGAAUCGAGACAGGUCUAGUUUUUCUUCAUAUACGUAUAUAGUUUAGUUCAUUUUUUUUUGUUCCUGUUUUUCUCUUGGAUUUGUUCACUUCUUUCUUGUCUUGUAAAGCAUGGCAGCAGCUAUAGAUAUCUAUAAUAAUAAUAAUAAUAAUAGUAGUAGUUUCCUAGACCCGUGUAGUGAAGAGCUGAUGAAAGCACUUGAGCCUUUUAUGAAAAGUGAUUCAUCUAGCACUUCCUUAACCUCCUUUUCUCUAAUUUCUUCAUCAUCUACUCCUUCCACUUGUUCCUCUUACCCUUCACUUUCUUCUUCUUUCCCCAAUUUAUAUCCUAACUUUCCCUUAACACCAUCAAGCACCCAAAUGUUUUCCCACGAGUUCUCAAAUCAAGCCAGUUCAAUCAAACUGAACCAUCUCACCCCAUCUCAAAUUCUUCAGAUUCAAGCUCAAAUCCAUACUCAACAACAACAACAACAACACCAUAUAUCUAACAUGGCUGUAGCUUCCCUCCAAAAACAACACGCCCUCAACUUUCUUAGCCCAAAACCUGUCCCUAUGAAGCACGUAGGUGUUCCUACAAAACCAACAAAGCUUUACCGUGGGGUGAGACAGAGGCAUUGGGGAAAGUGGGUCGCUGAGAUAAGACUCCCAAAGAACCGUACCCGUCUCUGGCUUGGCACAUUUGAAACCGCUGAAGAAGCAGCUUUGGCAUAUGAUAACGCAGCUUUUAAACUAAGGGGUGAGCAUGCUAGGCUUAAUUUUCCUCAUCUACGCCACCAUGGAGCUCAUGUCUAUGGUGAUUUUGGGGACUACAAGCCUCUCCCUUCUUCAGUGGAUGCGAAGCUCCAAGCUAUUUGUCAAAGCUUGGUCAUCAAUUCGCAGGGGAAAACAGAAAAAAAUCCCUGUUCUGUUGUGGAUACAAAGCCUAAGGUGGAGUUUGAUAUGGCACAGUCCAACACCGAAUAUGGUUGUCCAGAGUUCGAGGAUUUUAAGGUCGAGAACCCAACAUCUUCGAUUUUGUCCGAUGAAUCAUCUGCUGGUUCGUCUUCCCCUGAAUCCGAUAUUACUUUCUUGGAUUUCUCGGGUUUUAAUGAAGAGGAAAAUCUUGGAUUGGACUUGAAGAAGUAUCCUUCGGUGGAGAUUGAUUGGGAAGCUAUCUGAGUCAUGAAUAAUUCACUUUAUUAUGUUAAAUGGUUUAGAUUUACUGUGUUUUAGGUUGCGUAUCUGGGUUUGUUUUUAUGUUGUAAUUUAGGUUUGGUUUUUGAUGUGUGUUGGGAGCAGCAGCUGCAAUGAAAUUUUUGAACAGUUGCAGUUGUUUUGCUGAGUCAGGUUAGUGUCCUAGAUCGGUGAGUCAUAGUUGUUAUAUAUGGUUCUCUUGGUAUGCUGGUGUUUUUUUUAUUCCUUGCAUGACCAUGGGAUCUUCAACUUGUGUGUCUUGGCUACUUGUUUUGUAGUUCAAAUGUAAUUAAAGUGCCUUCGAAUAUAUCAAAUACAAGU
This is a messenger RNA of Gastrolobium bilobum, 1673 nucleotides long. RefSeq names its product ethylene-responsive transcription factor ERF057-like. Gene Ontology annotation, molecular function: DNA-binding transcription factor activity; DNA binding. The coding region runs from base 291 to 1337 and encodes 348 amino acids. The record is from RefSeq and is a predicted model, not a curated record. The transcript has a single exon. Gene Ontology annotation, biological process: regulation of DNA-templated transcription. Lineage: Eukaryota; Viridiplantae; Streptophyta; Magnoliopsida; Fabales; Fabaceae.